Messenger RNA from Grus americana (Whooping crane), 8283 nucleotides. RefSeq names its product phospholipase D1 (gene PLD1). Gene Ontology annotation, molecular function: phosphatidylinositol binding; D-type glycerophospholipase activity. The record is from RefSeq and is a predicted model, not a curated record. Lineage: Eukaryota; Metazoa; Chordata; Aves; Gruiformes; Gruidae. The transcript is spliced from 27 exons. Gene Ontology annotation, biological process: regulation of microvillus assembly; phosphatidic acid biosynthetic process; cell motility. Bases 226 to 3453 code for a protein of 1075 amino acids.
CGUGCUUCGUUUUGCCUUGGGGGGAGCCAGCCUGGAUGCUUGAACCGAAGCGCCGGGGCCGGGCGGGCGGCUCCGGGGUGCGGGGCGGCUCCGGGGUGCGCUUCCUCCGGCUGCGGGACCGCCGCUUCCUUGGGAAAACGUCUUGGCCGGUUGUAAGAGCACCAUGAGGUACCCGUUUCCACGGGGGCAGGAGCCCCCCGUGGCUCCGGCACGCGGGUCCUUGAGAUGUCGCUGAGAGACGAAAGCCAUGCAGCUACGUCGACGCUGAAGAAGAUCGCUACAGACAUGAGCAACAUCAUCGAGAGCCUGGACACCAGGGACCUCCACUUCGAGGGGGAGGAGGUCGACUCGGAGGUGCUAAAUGACCCAAAAGGUGCUGUGUGCAUUCCUUUCUCUGCCAUCUAUCACACCUGUGGGUUCAAAGAGCCGGGCACGCAGACGUACCUCACAGGAUGUCCUGUUCGAGUGCGUGUGUUGGAAGUGGAACGCUUUACUUCCACAAAGAAGGUACCAAGCCCCAACGUUUACACCAUCGAGCUGACCCAUGGAGAGUUCACUUGGCAGGUGAAAAGGAAGUUCAAGCACUUCCAGGAGUUUCACAGGGAGCUCCUGAGGUACAAAGCCUUUGUGCGCAUCCCUAUCCCUACCAGGAGUCACACGGUGAGAAGACAAUCCAUCAAAAGGGGAGAACCGAGGCAGAUGCCGAGCCUGCCACACACCGCCGAGAGCACGGUGCGGGAAGAGCACUUCUCUAGCAGGAGGAAACAGCUGGAAGACUACUUGACAAAGAUCCUAAAAAUGCCAAUGUACAGGAACUACCAUGGAACAAUGGAGUUCAUUGGAGUAAGCCAGCUGUCAUUCAUCCACGACCUGGGACCAAAGGGCAUAGAAGGGUUGAUCAUGAAGCGCUCCGGGGGCCACCGCAUACCUGGCCUGAACUGCUGCGGCCAAGGGAGGAUGUGCUACCGAUGGUCCAAAAGGUGGCUGGUGGUGAAGGACUCUUUCCUGCUGUACAUGAAGCCAGACUCGGGGGCCAUUGCCUUUGUCCUGCUGGUGGAUAAGGAAUUCAACAUCAAGAUAGGCCAGAGAGAAACAGAAACUAAAUACGGGUUGCAGAUCGACAAUCUCUCUAGGUCGCUGAUUUUGAAGUGUAACAGCUACAGACAUGCCCAGUGGUGGAGGCAGGGCAUAGACGAGUUCGUUCGGAAACACGGCAAGGAAUUCCUCACAGAGCAUCGCUUCGGUUCUUACGCAGCCGUGCAGGAGAACACGCUGGCCAAGUGGUAUGUAAACGCUAAGUGGUACUUUGAAGAUGUCGCGAAUGCCAUGGAAGCUGCUAAGGAAGAAAUUUUCAUCACAGAUUGGUGGCUGAGCCCAGAAAUCUUCAUGAAACGACCCGUUGUGGAAGGAAAUCGCUGGAGGCUGGACUGCAUCCUCAAGCGGAAAGCACAACAAGGAGUGAGAAUUUUCGUUAUGUUGUACAAAGAGGUGGAGCUUGCCCUAGGGAUCAACAGUGAAUAUAGCAAGCGGACGCUCAUGCGCCUCCAUCCAAACAUUAAGGUGAUGAGACACCCAGACCACGUGUCCUCCUCCGUGUACCUCUGGGCUCACCAUGAGAAGCUCGUUAUCGUUGACCAAUCCGUGGCAUUUGUGGGUGGCAUCGACUUGGCGUACGGCAGGUGGGAUGAUGACGAGCAUCGCCUGACUGAUGUUGGCAGCGUCAAACGAAUGACGGCAGUGAAGUCGGUGUCAACGACCAACCUGGCAUCUGCAGCGGAGUCAUCUGAACGUAUUCCCCUGCAGUCUCAAGCGCUGUCCCCAGAAAGCCACUGCUUCCAGAGAAAUGCUGAUGAUGUCCCAGACACAUCAAAAAUGAAAGGAAUAGGAAAACCCAAAAAGUUUUCAAGGUUCAGCAUUUACAAGCAUCUCCAUAAACACGGCAUGCACCAUGCUGACAGUGUCAGCAGCAUAGACAGUGAAUCCAGUUACUGUAACCCCACUAGAAGUCAACCGAAUAUAAUCCAGAGUUUAAAGCCCCAUCUGAAAAUGUUCCAUCACCACAGUGAAUCCAAACAGGGGCUCGCUGAGCCUCAGGAGGAUAAAGGAUCCAUCCGCAGCUUGAAGACGGGUGUUGGCGAGCUGCUUGGGGAAACCAGGUUCUGGCAUGGAAAAGACUAUUGCAACUUCGUCUUCAAAGACUGGGUUCAACUUGACAAACCUUUUGCUGACUUCAUUGACAGAUACACCACCCCAAGGAUGCCCUGGCACGACAUCUCCUCUGUGGUGCAUGGCAAAGCUGCACGUGAUGUCGCCCGUCACUUCAUCCAGCGCUGGAACUUCACCAAGAUUAUGAAGCCCAAAUACCGAUCCUUGUCCUACCCAUUCCUGUUGCCAAAAUCUCAGCAAACUGCUAAUGAGUUGAAGUAUCAGGUGCCCGAGGCUGUUCCUGCCACAGUCCAGGUGAUCCGUUCUGCUGCUGACUGGUCGGCCGGCAUUAAAUACCACGAGGAGUCCAUCUACAGUGCCUAUGUCAGCGUGAUAGAAACCAGCAAGCACUACAUAUAUAUAGAAAACCAGUUUUUUAUUAGCUGUGCUGAUGACAAAGUUGUCUGGAACAAGAUCGGAGAUGCAAUUGCUCAGAGGAUUCUUAAAGCUCACAGGGAAAACAAGCGUUUCCGAGUAUACGUGGUGAUCCCGCUGCUGCCUGGGUUUGAAGGAGACAUUUCGACCGGCGGGGGGAAUGCUCUGCAGGCCAUAAUGCACUUCAACUACAGGACCAUGUGCCGAGGAGAAAACUCAAUCCUGGGCCAGCUGAAGGCAGAGGUUGGAGAUAAGUGGAUAAACUACAUAUCAUUCUGUGGACUUCGAACAUAUGCCGAGUUGGAAGGAAAACUAGUCACGGAGCUCAUCUAUGUUCACAGCAAACUGCUGAUUGCUGAUGACAACACAGUUAUAAUCGGCUCUGCCAACAUCAACGACCGCAGCAUGCUGGGGAAGCGGGACAGCGAGAUGGCCAUCAUCGUGCAGGACACCGAGACCAUCCCCUCCGUGAUGGACGGGGAGGUCUACAGCGCUGGGAAGUUUGCCCAGUCCCUCCGGCUGCGGUGCUUCAGGGUUGUCCUUGGUGGCUCCGACCUCAGUCCGGAACACCAGGAUCCCGUCUGUGACAAAUUCUUCAAGGAGGUGUGGAUUUCUACAGCAGCUCGCAAUGCCACCAUCUUCGACAAGGUUUUUCGAUGCCUUCCCAGUGACCAGGUGAAUAAUUUAACCCAACUGCGUGAUUUCAUCAACAAGCCCAAAUUAGCGAAUGAUGAUCCUGCAAAAGCAGCAGAAGAAUUAAAAAAGAUUCGUGGCUUUUUAGUACAAUUCCCCUUUCGUUUUCUGGAGGAAGAAUACUUGCUUCCCUCCGUCGGAACAAAGGAGUCCAUGGUACCCAUGGAGGUUUGGACUUAAGAAGAUGCAGACCACUUUACGUUUUAAAGUCUGGUUCUCUAGAGACAGGUUGAUGAAUGAUACAGGAUUUUGGGAAGAUUUUUAUUGCUAAGGGAGGCAAAGAAGAUCUCCACCAAGCUAAUGUGCCUUUCUUAAGGAUUUUGGUGGAGGAACUUGAAGCAAAUUGACACUAGCAAAGGACAGGAGCAGAAAGACUUGGAAAUAAUGGCAAAUGAGAAGUUUAAUCUCUGAAGGAGUUACUUCUUAAGACACGUUCUGAGCACCUAAAGGAUGCAGGCCACUUCCUAGGACAGGAAACAAAUCCCAGUCGAUGUUGUUACUACUGCCAGCUGUAUACCGUGGUGGCAUACAUACUGUGAUCGUGCUGUGGCUGCGCAGGAGUUGUGGGCUGCGUGUGCUUCUGAGGCUUUCAGGCAUCCUCGCCUUGGCUCGCUGGAGUCCCCCCACCAUCUCACCCCCUCUCAUACGCCAUCAGAGCAUUGUCGUGCAGCUCUGGAGCUGCCGGGAAGGGCUGUUUGGUGCUGCCUUGGGCUCUCCUACAGCUUGCCAAGUGUACGUGUUUCACUUCUUAAAUGGAAACGGACUAACAAUCUUCUAUCAGAAUCAACAUUUCAGUUUCUUCUUCCCUCUGGGGGAAAAAACCCUGUUUCUAGCACAGCUAGAGCAAUCAGCAGUCCUUGCAUGCAGCAUGGUGCUGCCUUGGUCUCGCAAAGGGCAGCCUCGAUGGAGCCGGAGGUGCUGCAAAUCACCGGAGUUUGCUGGCCUUUGCAGACAUGCAACACGUCAGUUUGUUCAAACUGUGCGUGAAGGCUUUCUCCAGGAUAGCAUCAAGGUUUAAACUCAAGCUUUAGAUCUCCAGAGCUGAAGGAAAAUAAGGCACUGCAUCUCAUGGGACAGACAUUUGAAAGCCACCAUGGGCCAAACUAAGUUUUGCGUUCCGAGUCCUCCAUUCGUGCAUUUAUAUUGCAGUACAUAGACUUUUCUUUCCAUCCCUUUCCUCCCUAUUUAAAAGAAGGGAAAGGCCGUUAAGCUAGAGCUGAAGCAUCAGGCCAGCCAUGUGCAAACAGAGCUGGCGCAUCGCUUUGUAGAUGGGGUGAAUGCCGGGGGAAGGGGAGCAGUUAGCAAAGCCUUGUCUCUGGUCUCCUUUGCUGUUAGACCAGCCACAGUCUCGAGCUCCGUUGGGCAGGACAUGGCUUCCCGAGCACAGGUAAAACUCAGCAUGCCCAGUCCUGUUUUCCAUUUCUGCGAGACAUUUUCCAAAGCUGUUUUGCAUCUCACUGUGCAGCGAAGCAGCAAUUUGAUUCAGCACCCCUGUGCAGAACACUACCGCUCCUGGGUCGGGACCUCACGUGGUGGGUGCUGUCCCAGCUCUUUACUCCAUCCUGCAGUGAGCUUUGUCUCCUGAUUUCAUGUCCAGCUGCAGUCCCGGGAGAGGUGCUCCCCGGCGGGCGGCGGUGCCGUGUGGAACACUAAGAGAUCAGACCGUUAGAAACACCUAACGAGAAGUUGGGAGGCUGAGCUCCUCUGCUGCCAGUGCAUCCGGGGAAACCCUUGGCUAGCUGGGUUUGACCCUGUGCCCAGCUCUCCUGUCAAAAGACCAGGCGAGUUCACAAACAAGUGGGGGUUUUUUUUGUUUGUUUUUUUCCUUUUUUUGGCUCUUCCAUGGGGCUCUUCGGCCCCCAUGGUUUAGCCGAUUGCCUUCUGUGUCUUCAGACUGAAAAUAGGCGCCAGGUAAUUCUGUACCUGCUGCAUCACCCGAGUGAGUUAAUGACCUCAGACGUCCCUCCAGGGCAGCCCGACUCAGCCCCUUCCUACAGUUUCCACUGUUUUACGCUCGUGUUUUGUAGAUGCAGUUGCCAAUUACACUCCUUUCUGGUUGGUGCGUCUGUGGUCUAGUUAGCCUGUUGGAAGCGCAUGUGCAGCAUUUUAUGUGAUGAUCUUUGGUCCAGGGAGUCAAUGCUUUUAGCUGGCAUGCUGUAAGCAGAUAAAUAUGUUCCCUUGAUUUUUUUUUUUCCCCCCCCUUUAAAAAAAUUGACCUGGGGUUAUGCCCUGCAGAGCCAGAGCAAUAUGUGCCCUGACCAUUUGCAAUCAAGAAAGAUCUAAGGUGUCUUGUUAUUUCACAUCAGUGCUAGUUCAGAGCUUUUAUCUCUUGAUAUGUUUUUAGCUGGUUUAGUUUGAACAAAGCUGCUAACUUAAAAAAAAAAAAAAAAUUACAGCCUGUCAGAGAAUCAUUGUAAGUCACACAGAUCUGUAUUCGCAGUUGAAAAGGAAGCAUUCAACCCCAUCACCCGUACGAGUGAACCUUGAAGUGCAAGACUCCUGUCAUCUUCUAAGUGCUCUUAUUGUCCCCGUCCUCAUAUUGGCAAAGAUUCUUGUAAUCCUUAAAUUAUCUUUAUAUUGUGUUUUAAGGUGGUAGGUAGCUAACUACUGGGGCUUCAUAACGCCAGUGGCGUUAAGUCCCUCUCUGCCAGGCUGCUUUGGGGAAAAAACACCCAGGUUCUGUGAUGGCUGCUGGUCCGAAAUGACACAGCAGAGCCAUGGAGAAAAGAUUUCAUAGAAUCACAGAAUGGUUUGGGUUGGAAGGGACCUCAAAGAUCAUCUAGUUCCAACCCCCCUGCUACAGAUUUCAUUGCCUGAUUCUGUAUGAAAAGGUGCUAAUUAAGGUGGUCUUUCAUUAUUAAAAUAGCAGAUGGGCCUCACAUUGGCUCUCUGUCCGGGAGGUUUCUCUCGAUGGGAACGGAGGAGCCACACUGAACAUCCCUUCCCUGUGUUGGUGCUAAAUUCCGAAUACCAGGAAUUUAGUGGCGUUUAAAUGCAAGCACGGUGUGCAAGGCAGCCUCGGCACGGUGCAGGGAUAGCCCUGCAUCCCCAGGGGCUCGUGGGGCCACCGAACUCCCCAUGGGUACGGCACUGCACACCCCGAACAGAUGAUGGGGCUGGAGCCUUCCAGUGAAGGCACGGCUCUUGUUGGCACCCGCGGGCUGUGCUGUUCGGAGCUGGCUCCUUGGGGUUUAUUUCUUAUAUUAAGAAGCCUGUGAGGUUGAACACCUUGAGAGAGUUAAUUUCUGCACCUAAACAAUCACUACUUCUUAGUCCGUAAUACCUGUGCGGGUUUAUUUUUAGUACCUUCAAACUGGAGAGGAUCGCUCGCAAAUAUACCGUACUGUAACAAGUGAUGUGGAUUCAAGCACUAGCAAACCCAGAAACAUGAACUGUUUCUUGUGGCAUUUAUUUGUUAGAACUAUAGGAAAUAAGAUAACUUCUCCCAGGCUCAGACUUUGUUUUGUAGUUCAACCUGAGUAGAACACUCCUUUUUUUCUUUAAUUUAUUCCUUAACAUGUGCCACUUCGAGAACUCACACUCCUUACCAUCUUUUUAAUAGUCUGAUAUUUUAAAAUGUGUAUUGUUGUAUAGAUGUUGGACUGGCUAAAUGUUUCACUCUAAAGUUAAUGCAUGGUUUAAAAAAUGAGGGAUAAAAUGUCAUCAUAUGUUAAAACUUUACUAAAAACUAAUUUGUAGGAGAACCACUCCAGUGCUCCGUGGCAGAUGCAAAGUGCUCAGCUCAGUUUCUGGUCUCUUGGUCUCAGUUUGUUGCCUGGCUUGGCGUGGCCUCUGCUGGAUUAAACCCCAAAGGCUUCAUUUUCCUUUCUUUUGGUCAGGUUUCACAGCAUGAUUUCGCAAUCCUGGUGCUGUCCCUGGGGGAGACCUCGGUGAGGGUUUUGCCUAGCUGGGACCCUGGCAGUAACAAUUUACAAUAUCUUCCUUCCUUCCAAGGAUGCAUCCACGUACAAUCAAGCUCAGAUGUGGUUUGCUGUUGUUAUUUCAGUGUAACAAGUCUUCUGUGCGCUUGCAGUUAGGACAGUCGGGGGGGUUGCAAUCUGUGCACAGAGGCUGCGUGGGGGGGGGAGAUUUAAAUAAGAGUCUGAACGGUCCUUUCGGUUAAUUCCAUUUCCUUCUCCUCCUGCCGAAUGGCAAGGACCAAAUCCAUCCUGGUCUAAAGUGACACACCUCCAUCAGCUGCGGAGCUCCUGCACUGGUUUUCUGGCAGAAAGGACUUGGUCUGUGGGACGUGGUGUUGGCCAAGGCGAGGAAAGCAAGUGGUCUCCAGACCAGGUGUAUGGGUAGAGGUUGGCAUCUCUCGGGUGGCCCACAAGAUGCGAGUACACCAUCACGUUUUGUGCCACUUGUUCUGCAAAUUGUUUCAAACAAGCUGAGAUCCAGGAGCUUUGCAGAAUUGAGGUUUAAGCCAGGAACGUAACGCCACGGCAGCGAAUCAAGUUAAGCGUGCAAAAUUAAGGUAGAUCAAAGUGGAGCAGACCCACAAACUGUACGUCGACCACUGAAUGCAAUGAUCUUCCCGGGGUUUUUCUUUUUUUACUAUUUUUUUAAAAUUUCCCUGCCUGCUUUCUUGUUGUAUUUUCCAGUAUUUGUGAUUAUUCUAUUUUUAACCUUCCAGUGUGUUUUCAUAAAAUCUCCUCCAUGUAAGUAAUUCCAACUUACCUCUUUCCUGACACUUGGGAAAUGAGAAAAAGUGUCAAAAGUCGCAGUUCUGGGAAUGUUUUUUGGUUUUUUUUCCCCCUAAAUCAUGUCUCUAGCUAAAUUAAGCAACGAAAGGAGAGCUUCCACUUUGGGUGUGAGUGCAGGUCUCCGUGUGUGUCUACCUUCUGACGGUGCAGUUGUGAACACUGAAUAUCCCUUCUGUGAAGGCUGCUGGAAUUGAGUUUUGUAUCCUUGUUUCUGCUAACGAUCGCUUUCCUUUCCACUCCAUUUGUAUCUGGUAAAUGAAUGUGUAGUAAUGGACUGAAAAUACAACUGAUCAUCAUGCCGAAA